AUGACAUUUUUACUUCACCAUGUCGACCACUGGGUGAAGAACCUGAAGCUUCCUGGAUCCAAAGCCAACAUCUUCUACCGCGAGGCUGGCUCAGACACCGCCCCAGUCAUGCUUCUGCUGCACGGCUUUCCCUCAUCCUCCCACCAGUACCGCAACCUUAUUCCGAUUCUUGCGCCAAAGUACCAUGGCUUCAGCUACACCUCCAACGCCCUUGCUGGCGUGAUAUUAGAGUUUCUCGAGAUACUCUCUAUCAAGAAGUACUCUGUCUUCAUCUUUGACUAUGGCUCUCCAGUCGGUCUGCGUCUCGCGCUCAAAAACCCCGAUGCCGUUCAAAGCCAGAUCCGCGAACUCUGGACUAGCAACAACGAUCCCGCCGUGAGAUCCAAGCUCGCGGCCAGUCUGCUUAGUCUUGAGGCCACAAAGUGGCAGUAUGAGGAAGGGACGACAGGGCUCGUGGCGCCUGAAUCCUACGCGCUGGAUUAUGCCCUCCUUCAGCGUCCUGGACAGACUGAGAUCCAACUCGACCUGUUCUUGGACUACCAGACCAACCUUAAGCUCUACCCUCAGUUCCACGAGUAUUUCCGGACCUCGCAAGUCCCAUUGCUGGCUGCUUGGGGGAGGCAUGACCAGAUCUUCAUUCCUGCUGGGGCAGAGGCUUUCAAGCAGGAUCUUCCCAAGGCAGAAGUGCAUCUUCUGGAUGCAGGCCACUUUGCCGUGGAAACUGACACUGCGGAGAUUGGGGCGUUGAUUCUGGACUUCUUGGCCCGUAAUGGGAUUUGA
Messenger RNA from Aspergillus calidoustus, 780 nucleotides. The record is from the annotation of a GenBank genome assembly. Lineage: Eukaryota; Fungi; Ascomycota; Eurotiomycetes; Eurotiales; Aspergillaceae.